AUGAGUUUAAGUGUUGUCUCUGUGGAUCAAUUUGUAGGCUUUGCUUUGUCGAUAAUAUCAAUGAAGAUUUCUGGAAAUCCGAUGUUCAAAACACCAAAGGCAAUAUGGAUACUGAGGGGAGUCUAUCUGUGCUCUAAUCUCAUUCAACUUAUGUUUUCACUCUACAUAAUGAAGAAGAUCAAGAGUACAAAUGACAGCCGCAAGGUUAAGAUAAAGAGGGAAGCAACACUUUUCAAAGACAACAACGAAGAGGAGGAGGAGGAAAUGACAUAUGCCAGCUACGACGAAUCUGAGCUCACCAAAUCGAUCAGGACAGCAGUAAUCCAGUUUUUGAUCAUUGCUGUGCUUCACUUCAAAUUGGAGGUUGUUCAGCCAUUAUUUGCACAAUCAUUUGUUCCAUUAAGAAACCUUCUUCUUAGUCCCCUCUAUGCUGCAUAUAUCUGGAAUAGACCUGUUCUGAGGCCAUUUGAGGCAAACAUGCUGUUCCAGAAGGCACCUAAAGAAUCUAUGGCAUCUGAAAAGAAAAGAGUCAAGGAGGACUGA
Molecule: messenger RNA, 543 nt
Organism: Encephalitozoon hellem ATCC 50504
Lineage: Eukaryota; Fungi; Microsporidia; Unikaryonidae
Product: inorganic phosphate transport protein
Exons: 1
Coding region: 1-543 (180 amino acids)
Biological process (GO): protein targeting to ER
Cellular component (GO): mitochondrion; endoplasmic reticulum
Source: RefSeq, a predicted model, not a curated record